AAAUCAUAACGAAGUAGUACAUGAAUAAGAAAGAAAGAAAAAAAAAAAAAAAGUUGUUACCAUUAACAAACAAAAAUGGGGAAAUGCCCUGCUUUGAUGAUAUACCUCUCUUCUUUUAUUCUUUUUGUCCUUCAAACACUCCAUGGUGUUAACUCCGUAGAGUGUUUCGGAAGCUCAUACAACCGUAACAGCAGCUACCCUAAGAACCGCGAGAAACUCUUCUCUGAUCUUGCUGAUAAAGUCGUUGCUAACCGCGGAUUCUACAACGCUUCAUUCGGCCAAUACCCCGACAGAGUUUAUGCUCUUGCCAUGUGCGCAAGAGGCUACGACGAAGAAGCUUGUUUCAGUUGCGUCCAAUCAUUGGCUCUGGAUAAACAAAAUAAAUGCCAAAGCCGCAAGGACUCCUUCAUAUGGGGAGGCAAUGACGACGUUUCUUGUCUUGUUCGUUCCUCAAACAACUCAACUUUUAGGAGCCUCCAGCUUAGUCCUCCUUUUGUAUCCGUAAGUCCAAAUUCUAUCGAGCCAUCUAAAACGUUGACAAUUUUCGUACCACAGUGGGAAGCAAUGGUUAAUCGGACCCUCAAGGCUGCCACGAAGGCUAAUACUUCCUCGGUACUCAAGUACUAUAGUGCCGGAAAAGCCGGGUUCACAGAGUUUCCAGAUGUUUACAUGCUGAUGCAAUGCACACCCGAUAUAACUUCUGAAGAUUGCAAUGCAUGUUUGGAAGGUUGCGUGGUAUAUUUUAGAACAAAGUAUCUAGGAAGAGGAGGAGGCAUGGUUAGUUUUCCAAGCUGUUUUUUCAGGUGGGAUUUUUAUCCUUUCCAUGGUGCUUUUGAUGAUGUAACAAGAGUUCCUGCGCCUCCUCCUCGGCCUUAUGUUCAGGAAAAGGAGAACUCUAAAACAGAUAAGAAAGGUAGGAGCAUAGGAUUUGGCGGAAUUAUCGCAAUAAUCGCUGUUUUUACAUUCAUUAAUAUUUUGGUGUUUAUUGGCUUCAUCCAAGUAUAUGCUCAGAGGAGAAAUCUAAAAAAUGUUGGUGGUGCAGAGUACUCUGAUUCUGAUGGUCAAUUCAUGUUACGGUUUGAUCUUGGUAUGAUCAUAAUAGCAACCGAUGACUUCUCUUCUGAAAAUACGCUUGGCCAAGGUGGAUUUGGUACGGUCUAUAAGGGUACAUUUCCAAACGGGAAAGAGGUAGCCGUCAAGAGAUUAACAAAAGGUUCAGGACAAGGAGAUAUAGAGUUCAAGAAUGAGGUUUCACUCUUGACAAGACUCCAACAUAGGAAUCUGGUUAAGCUUCUUGGGUUCUGUAAUGAAGGAGGUGAAGAGAUUCUUGUCUACGAGUUUGUCCCUAACGCAAGUCUUGAUAACUUUAUCUUCGAUGAAGAAAAGCGUUCGCUUCUUACAUGGGAGGUAAGGUUCAAAAUUAUAGAAGGCAUUGCUCGAGGUCUUCUUUAUCUUCAUGAGGAUUCUCAUCUGAAGAUCAUUCACAGAGACUUGAAGUUGAGCAACAUCCUUUUAGACGCUGAGAUGAACCCUAAAGUUGCAGAUUUUGGGACAGCGAGGUUGUUUGACACUGACGAGACUCGAGCUGAAACAAAACGAAUAGCUGGAACCCGUGGAUAUAUGGCUCCCGAAUAUCUGAAUCGCGGAGAAAUCUCAGCUAAAUCUGAUGUUUAUAGCUUCGGUGUCAUGCUUCUAGAAAUGAUAAGUGGUGAAAAAAACAAGAGCUACGAAGGAGAAGGACUUGCUGCUUUUACAUGGAAGAGAUGGGUUGAAGGAAAGCCUGAGAUUAUAAUUGAUCCUUUAUUGAUAGAGCAUCCGAGAAACGAGAUCAUCAAGUUGAUCAAGAUUGGUUUGUUGUGUGUUCAAGAGAAUGCAGCAAAGAGACCAACCAUGAGUUCUGUGAUAAUUUGGCUUGGAAGUGAGACCAUACUUACUCCUUUACCUAAUGCUCCUGCUUUCACUGGGAGCCAAUCCCAAUCUGAAAGUGGUACAACAAUGUCAAUGAGCGGCGAUGUCUUCACGGAGUUGACUUGUCGUUGAGUUAAUCACUAUGCAAUUUAUCUUGUGGUCUUGCGAUAUUUUUCCUUUUGGUAUAUAGGAAAUUUAUGUAUAAACCAAAGCGGUAACAAUCGGAGAAGUCUUGGCCAUAAAACUGGAAAAUAAUGACAGUGUUAUUAUUUUGUUAACCGGAAAUAAAUGGUUAGCCAAUUGACAUAUUUCUUCAAGGUAUAUAUUGUUGUCUUGACCA
This is a messenger RNA of Camelina sativa (false flax), 2248 nucleotides long. RefSeq names its product cysteine-rich receptor-like protein kinase 40. The record is from RefSeq and is a predicted model, not a curated record. Gene Ontology annotation, biological process: protein phosphorylation. Gene Ontology annotation, cellular component: plasma membrane. Gene Ontology annotation, molecular function: protein serine/threonine kinase activity; ATP binding. NCBI's taxonomy places the organism in Eukaryota, Viridiplantae, Streptophyta, Magnoliopsida, Brassicales, Brassicaceae.